This is a messenger RNA of Cuscuta epithymum, 1242 nucleotides long. The record is from the annotation of a GenBank genome assembly. NCBI's taxonomy places the organism in Eukaryota, Viridiplantae, Streptophyta, Magnoliopsida, Solanales, Convolvulaceae.
CUUCAUCGAAUAAUUUAGUUUCUUCAUCAGAUAAUGUCAUUACUAACAAGGACAAUAAUGUUAAAAAGGCUCGAAUAGAAGUUGAAUUGUCCGAUGAUGAUAUUGUUGGUGAUUUGCGCAACAAGAUGGGAGAAGAAUACUUGACAGAUUGUUUGAUGUGUUACAUUGAAAAAGAUGUAUUUGUUAAAAUUGAGAAUGAAGUCAUUAUGAAGCGAUUUCAGAAUAUGGCCCCUCGAAAACAAAGAUUGCCGCCUCUCAAUGAAUCUCCUUCAUUUGACGCGUCAGGUUCUAAUCAAAAUUAAGGUACUCUUUAAGUAGUUAUUUUAUUUAAAUUUUAUAGUUUGGUUUAUUGUGAUAUUCGUGAUGCAUAUGAUUUUUUUAGAGUAGUACGUAGUAUAUGAUUUCUUUGUUAUUGUGCCCCUGCGAGUCACGAGUCCUGGUUCCGCCACUGGACUCGGGUCAGGCCGCCCGGCCCAAAACCGGCCCGGUACUGUUUGGGCCCGGACCGGACCGGUUGGCCGGUCUUCGGGCAGGUUCGGACCUACUGAACCGCUCAAUUCCCGGGGCGGGCUCGGGCCUUCUAAAAGUGGAACCGGCCCGGCCGAUCCGGGCCAAUUUUUUUGUUUGUUUUUCAAUUUUUUUUGUUUUUCAUUUUUUUUUUGUUUCUACCAGGUUGGGCUGGGUGUUUUGGGUGGGGGGGGGGGGGGUCGGGGGAUAAUUAAAAAAGCAAAAGAAAAUAAUAAAAAAUAACAUUGAACCGGAACCGGCCCGGCCCCGAACCACUGCCUACCUGGGCCAGUUCCAGUUCUCCCUUCGCAGAGAAAAAGCCCGGCCGGGCCAAGGCCCGAACCGGCCCGGGUCCAUCCCUACUCAGACACUCCAAUCACCCCAAAGUAUGGAUGAACUCGGUUCGGGUCGGGCCUCCGGUCCUGGAUUGGGGGCCCCAGAAUCGGCCCGUGUAACCGCCGGGUCGGACCGGGCCUCAGGUAUUUUUGUUUUUUUUUGCCUUUUCCUAAUUAACCCCCAACCCCCCCCCCCCCCCCCUCCCACCCAAACCACCCCAAACCACUUCAAAUGGGCCAAAAUACCCAGCCCAAUCCAAAAACUUUAAAAAAAAAUUCAAAAAAAAAUGGGCCGGACCGGGCCGAACCGGCCGGGCUGGUUCACGUUUUAAGGAGCCCGAGCCCGGACCGGAACCACCUCGGGUCGGGCCUACCCGGACCGGUCCCUGACCGGGCCACC